AUGUCCGCCAUCAAGGUCGCCAUCGCGUCCAAUUCCAUGGGCAAGUCCGUCGCCGGGCACACCAUUGAGAGAAAACUAGAGGCUGCAAAGGCACAUGGCUUCGAUGGCGUCGAGGUGGCUUUUGAAUGCGUGGAGGCCAAUGCUACCCAGUUCAACACCAUGGCCACUCGCGAUGACCGGCUCCGCGCCUCCGCGGCCGACAUCUAUGAAAAGGCCCAAUCGCUGGAUUUGAAGCUCAUAGCAUUGAACCCAUUCAGAGAUUUCGAUGGACUGAGGAAUCCACGGCAAGCGAACGCUCGGUUACAAGAGGCUGAUCUCUGGUGUCAAUUAUGCCAAAUCAUGCAUAUUCCCAUAAUACAGGUCCCCACGGCUCUGUACCCUCUCGAGGAAUCCAAAGUCACGACUGAUGUCUGCGUGAUAGCUACCAACAUGCGCAAACUCGGCCGGCUGGCAGAGAAAUAUGACCUAAAGAUAGGCUAUGAAGCGCCCUCGUGGGGAAUCCAUAAGAGUACAUGGCAAGAAAUCCAGGAGAUUCUUGCGCGUGUCAACCUCCCGAACGUCGGGCACUGUCUUGACACAUUCCAUAUCGCCUCUAAAGAGGCCGGGGAUCCAUUCAACGCAUCUUCUCCCAUCCGAGGCUCGGGAUUUGAUGACCUUUACCGCAGCUUGGAUGAGCUCAAGAGAACGGUUAGCCCCGAGGACAUCGUUUACCUGCAGUUAAGCGACGCGACGACGGCAGAUCAAGAGCAGAAGGGGUAUCCCAAUACCGACCUCGACCAGCCCGCAUACAUGACCCAGUCAAGGAAUUGCAGGGUUUUCCCAUGCGAGGAACGUUUGGGAGGCUCCUUACCCGUGAUGGAGGUUGCCAAGGCUGUCUUUGACAUGGGGUAUACUGGCUGGGUCUCCAUGGAAGUAUUCCACAAGGACAUGUUCCAUGAGGGAAACUCUGUUCCAGAUGACUGGGCGAGACGGGGAAUGGAAUCUUGGAAGAACGUUGCCCUUCGCUGUGGGCUUGACCGCCGCGCAAAGAUCUAA
Penicillium chermesinum is the source of this 1035-nucleotide messenger RNA. Its product is annotated as sugar phosphate isomerase/epimerase family protein. Bases 1 to 1035 code for a protein of 344 amino acids. Lineage: Eukaryota; Fungi; Ascomycota; Eurotiomycetes; Eurotiales; Aspergillaceae. The transcript has 4 exons. The record is from RefSeq and is a predicted model, not a curated record.